Molecule: messenger RNA, 1305 nt
Organism: Alternaria atra
Lineage: Eukaryota; Fungi; Ascomycota; Dothideomycetes; Pleosporales; Pleosporaceae
Exons: 6
Coding region: 1-1305 (434 amino acids)
Biological process (GO): actin cortical patch localization; actin filament organization; endocytosis
Cellular component (GO): actin cortical patch
Molecular function (GO): phosphatidylinositol binding; ubiquitin binding
Source: RefSeq, a predicted model, not a curated record
AUGCUUUCUGUUACAUCGCUCCUCUUCAAUUCACCCAUUGUAUAUCCCUUCUCAUUCCGUACUAAAACAGUGGAUACAUCGCAGAAGCACGCUUUCUCGGCUGUCACGGUUCAAAUCGACCGACUGACAAGCGAGCAAUAUGAGGAGAAUGAUGUCGGUGGUAUCGUUGAUCUGAUCGAAGUCAUUCGGAUCCAGGCAUCUGGUCCUACAGAAGCAGCACGAGCUUUGCGGAAGAAGCUCAAGUACGGCAACGUACAUCGCCAAAUCCGCGCGCUUGUGAUACUAGAUGCCCUAAUCCAGAAUGCCGGUACUAGGUUCCAGAAAGCUUUCGCAGAUGAGCCACUUCUCGAGCGACUUCGCAUCCUGGCCAGGGAUGACACGGUCGAUGCGGAUGUUCGACAGAAGGCCAACGUUCUGUUUCGAGGAUGGGCUGUCGCAUACAAGGGAACGCCUGGCCUUGAACGGAUAGCAGCACUUCAUAAAGAACUUCCUCGUACCAAACGUCCUCAGCCCCAGCAAUCUCGGAUCGUGCGACAACAGGAUGCUGAAGCUGCACGUGAGCGCGAGGAGCACUCACCAUCUCCUCCCAGAAACAGGCGACCGGAGCCUCAACAUGCAUCAUCUUCAAGAACUACUACACCCGUUGUACUCGGCGCCGGUACUCCUCUUCCAACCUCGUCACUCUUCAAGAGGGAUAAGAAAGACAAGAAGAAAGGCAAGAGUCAGCCGUUCAUCCUGGAGAAGGAGAAAGGACAAAUGCUCGAGACAAUGGCAUCGGCGAACGUUGCUAGCACCAACUUGCUUAACGGGUUACAACUCAUCAAUCGUGAGCAACAGCGUGUCAGCGAUAAUCCGGAAGUUAUGCGACGUUUCGAGACCUGCAAGCAACUUCGUCGUCAAAUCUUGCGUUACAUCCAUUUGGUCGAGUCAGAGCAGUACAUUGGCGGUCUUCUCAAUGCCAAUGACGAGCUAGUUAAGGGUCUCAUGGCGUUUGAAAUCAUGGACAAGAGUAUCGACGACGACAGCGACAGCGAUAAUGAAGAGGGCAAUGUGUCUGCUGCUAUGGCCAGUAUGAAUGUGAACGAAUCGGCUCCUCCAAAACCACCCAGGCCAACGAGCAUCCCCUUGCCCCCUGCGCGUAUCGAGCCAGACAGUGAGCCAGAGGAGGAUGAUGAUGACCCAUUCGGAGACAGUAACGCUCCACCCUCUUUCUACUCUUCAUCGCACAUACUCGCAACUCCGUCAUCUCGCGACUCAACAAUCAUAACCCCUCGACCGUCAAUUACUCGUCCAUCCGACCUCUGA